AUGGCGGUCCUCUCUCGGCUGUUCUCGGCGUCAGGCAAUGGAAUGGUAGCAGCGGUGUUGACAGCGACAGCAGCUCACGGUGGGGACGACGGUCUUUCCGACUCCAACAACUGUGGCAGCGCCGGUGGUGAAGGGCGGCGCCGGGUAAGCAAAAGAAGCAGUUUUUUCGGGAGAGAAAGAAACCAACGCAUCGGUAUCAUGCCGUUGUCAGUCUCCGUCGCACCAUGUCCAGGUCUUGCUCAAGUUUUUCGACUUUCAAAGCUCAAAGACACCACAAAAUCACCGUUGAACUGGCCGAUCCGGUUAAAAAUCAUGAUGGAAGCUGUAAAAGCUCUUACAUUUCUCCACAUUGAAAUCAACCCUCUGACAACUCAUCAUGGCGUGAAAAGUUCUAAUAUUCUCCUAGAUUCUGAUUGGGGCACACGCCACCCGCCACCUGGACUCGCCGUGGUCAGCCGUAAACGGUGGUUAGUGUACCGAUUUCCGAUACUAUCACAAGAAAUGGAACAAUCAGCGGAAGUGAAGAAGAAAAAAUCUUCUGUACUGACAGUAGGAGUAACCGGUAGAUUAGGUUUUGAACUUGCAAACGCUAGCCUCGAAGCAUCUCAUCCUACAUAUUGCCUCGUCAGAUCCACCAGUUUCUCCGACCCCGAAAAGUCCCGCAAACUUCAAAUUCUCAUCGAUUCCGGCGCCAUUAUCCUCGAGGGUUCAUUGCAUGAUGAAGGAAGCCUCAUCGAAGCGAUUAAGCAAGUGAAGGUUGUGAUAUGCGCAGUUAACUCGAAACAGGUCCUUGAUCAGAAGCCUCUCAUUUCCGCCAUUAAGAAAGCUGGAUGCAUUGAGAGAUUUAUCCCUUCAGAAUUCGGAUUAGAUCCUGAUAAAACUCAUAUAUCCGACAUGGAUCAAGGCUUUUAUUCAAGAAAAGCAGAAAUUCGACGACUUAUAGAAGCUCAAGGCAUUCCAUACACCUUCAUAUCGUGUAACUUUUUCAUGAGUUACUUGCUUCCUUCUCUAGUUCAACCCGGCUUGAAAGCUCCUCCCAGAGAUAAAAUCACCAUAUUUGGAAAUGGAAAUGUCAAAGGUGUGUUUAUGAAAGUAACAGACGUUGCUAAAUUCACAAUUAGUACAAUGGACGAUCCACGAACUCUAAAUAAGGUGUUAUAUUUAAGACCACAAGGGAAUAUGUACUCCAUGAAUGAACUUGCUGAGAUUUGGGAAGGGAAGAUUAGGAAGAAGCUAGAAAAGAUUUAUGUAAAGGAAGAAGAUCUUUUAAAAAAGAUUAAAGAAACUCCAUAUCCGGAUAACAUGGAAAUGGUAUUUAUUUAUGCGACAUUUGUGAAGGGGUUUCAAACGUGUUUUCAAGUGGAGGAAUGUGGAGGUGUGGAAGGGUCGGUGUUGUAUCCUAAUUUGAAGUACACUACCAUAAGUCAGUAUUUAGAUACCCUAUUAUGAUCUUGGGGGAUUUAUUUAUUAAUUUGUUGGUAGAACUGAAGUGUGUGAUAAUUAUUAACCAUAUCUAGUGUCUUUUUGAGUUUUUGUUUUUAUUAACUAUAAGUUAGUAGUCUUCGAAGUUUGAAGCCCAUGUUUGAGUGUUAUUUAUUUUUGUUUCCAUUUUUUUUUGGAAAAAUAAUACCAACUGAUGACAAAGUUUCGGGG
This is a messenger RNA of Lactuca virosa, 1653 nucleotides long. The record is from the annotation of a GenBank genome assembly. Lineage: Eukaryota; Viridiplantae; Streptophyta; Magnoliopsida; Asterales; Asteraceae.